This is a messenger RNA of Paramecium sonneborni, 297 nucleotides long. Lineage: Eukaryota; Ciliophora; Oligohymenophorea; Peniculida; Parameciidae. The record is from the annotation of a GenBank genome assembly.
AUGGGUUGUUCUUAAAGCUUAACAGUAGAUGAUGAUCAAUCUGUGAUCCUUAUAAAACCCAAAACCCUUAAAUUCAAGUCUCAUAAUUCCAAUUUGGAAUCUAUUUUAAAGAAAUAAUAUACAGACAGAAGUGGAUAGGCUUUUUACAUUGUCCCAACCGAAAAUGCUUCUUUCUCAAAAGUUCCAGUUUUAUAAGGGCCUGAUUCUAAUCAGAUAGUUUUGAGAAGACGAUUAUCAAAAUUAUCUAGUAGUCCUUCAAAUAUUGUGAAAGUCUAAACUUUGCCAAUUUAUUUUUGA